Molecule: messenger RNA, 777 nt
Organism: Carya illinoinensis
Lineage: Eukaryota; Viridiplantae; Streptophyta; Magnoliopsida; Fagales; Juglandaceae
Product: 30S ribosomal protein S21, chloroplastic-like
Exons: 2
Coding region: 96-617 (173 amino acids)
Biological process (GO): translation
Cellular component (GO): ribosome
Molecular function (GO): structural constituent of ribosome
Source: RefSeq, a predicted model, not a curated record
UCCCAAACCCCUGUAAGCUUAGCUCCGAUAGCUCCUUAACCCGAUAAGACCAAGAUCAAAAGGCCCGCAAUCUCAGUCUCCAGUUUCGAUCAUCCAUGGCUACCUCAUCCUCGUCUCUCUACAACUUCCUCUCCUUCCUCUUUCCCUCAAAACCCCCGCCUCCGCCGCCGCCGCCCCAGCUCGCUACUUUUAAGGCCCAGAAACCCAAAAAUGAUCUAGAACCACUGGUGUCUCAAGAGGCCCCUCUAAAUUCUUCUUCUUCUUCGUUGGCCUCUGUGAUAUGCCCCACUCUGGCAUAUUCCAACACCCUCUACUUUAAAUCCGCCUACAACGUGCAAGUGAUAGUGGAUGAAAAUGAGCACGAGGAGAGGCUGCUGAAUCGGUUCCGGAGAGAGGUCAUGAGAGCCGGUGUUAUUCAAGAGUGUAAGCGCAGGAGGUUCUUCGAAAAUAAGCAGGACGAGAAGAAGCGGAGGACGCGGGAGGCCGCUAAGCGCAACAAAAAGAGGCGCCCCCAAUUAAGAACUCCACCAGAGACCAAGCCGGAAGCGACAACAAACAAGAAGGAAGAUGAUGAGGAUAAUUGGGAUCUGCCUGAAGAGGGUGACAUCCCCUAUUAACUGCAUUCAACGUGCCUUCAAUUUAGAAAACUCUUCACCUUUUGAGUGCAAGAAGCUCUUGGUCCAUGUAAAUGGCAUGAAGUGAAUCCUGUUCUUUGACAGAAUGCAUCAUCCCUUUUGUAUUGUUGUUUAUGUAUGAAGAUUUUCAUUUUUGCGUCCA